GUUAUUUUGUAAGGAAGUCACUGAGUUCGAUUUACCUAUAAGAAUCUGACCGAUACAGUUUCAGUUUGGUGAGCCGGUUGUUUUUGUUUUGUUUUCUGUUUUGCGAAAAUAUUUUAAGUUAAAAUGGAGGAUCAAGAUAGAAUAAGAAAACUUUUCGAGGGAAAAACCAUUUUCAUGAGUGGUGGAACCGGCUUCCUAGGAAAAGUGCUCAUAGAAAAACUCAUAAGAUGCUGCAAUGUUAAGAAAAUUUACAUCUUAAUCAGGAGAAAAAAGGGAAUGUCUGUUACAGAAAGAUUGGCUUUCAUCUUUAAAAACCCUCUAUUUGACCUUCUAAAAUCCACACAGCCGGACUUUGCCUCAAAAUGCGAAUGUGUGCCUGGAGACGUGACCCUCAAAGAAUUAGCAAUGUCCGAAUUUUACACAAACAAAGUCAUAAACGAAGCCGAUUUCAUUUUUAAUAUGGCGGCUACCACUAGAUUCGAUGACACCAUAACCUAUGCUGUUUCCAUGAACACCAGAGGUACCGAGUAUAUGCUACACCUGGCCAAACAGUGCAAAAAGUUGAAAUUGUUCAUCCAUUGUUCAACGGCGUACGCUUUCCCUCAUGAGACAGUUUUGGAAGAAAAAAGAUACGCACCACCAGUGAACCCUCACGACGUUUUGGAUAGUUUGAAAUGGAUAAAAGAAGAUCCAACUGGACGACUCACCCAAGAGUUGCUUGGUGAUUCACCAAACACGUACACAUUUUCGAAGGCUCUAGCUGAAGAGUUAGUCAAUGAACAGGUCGGAAAGAUGCCAGUGAUAAUAGUCAGACCUGCCAUAGUUAUUCCAAUUUUCGAUUCCCCUCUGAAAGGAUGGUGCAACAACCUUCAAGGCCCAAUGGGUCUUUUUGUGGGGGCAGGCAAAGGGGUCAUAAGGUCAAUGUACAUGAACCCCAAUUCCUACGCCAACUUUAUACCGGCCGACUCAGCUAUCAACAUAAUGCUGUUUGGUAGUCUGGCAUACCUUUCAGGAAACAAUAAUAAACAAUACAUUUACAAUGCUGUCUCUCCAAGAGAAGACUUCCACAAAACCUGGGAAGAAAUAAUCAAUGAAGGAAGGAAAGUUAUCGAAGAAGAUAUACCAUUCAAUAUGAUUUUAUGGUAUCCUGGUGGAACCAUGACGCAAAAUAAAUUAUUACACACCAUUUACUUCUACCUAUUUCAAAUGAUACCAGCCAUAUUCGUUGAUAUGUUACUGUUUAUAUUGGGAUAUCCACCAGUUUUGUACAAGGUGCAAAGACGCAUUCAGAACGCUGGUGGUAUGUUUGAGUUUUACACCACUAAAAAAUGGGAUUUUACGGAUUCGGUGGCCAUAUUGAGGAGUGGCAUGAGCAAAACGGAGAAAAACCGUUACAAAAUGGAUCCGGAAGGUUUUUCAGUUAGGACUUAUUUAAGGGAUUGUAUGUUGUGCGUCAGAAGAGUAAACUUAAAGGAGUCUGAUGAUUUGUUGCCGAGGGCAAAGAAGACAAUGAAGAUUAUGUAUGUUGUGGACAAACUAUGCAAGACAUGGUUCUUACUGGGCAUUCUCUACUACAUCUACAAGUUUGCAUUCCUACCUAUAUUGAAUAACUAAAUUAAAUAAAAAGGAAAUAAAUACACAUCUGGUCUUAAAUAUUGUAUUUCCUUUGCUUUUAUAUAUAUAUAUAGAUAUAUAUAUACUUAAAU
Brassicogethes aeneus is the source of this 1706-nucleotide messenger RNA. Lineage: Eukaryota; Metazoa; Arthropoda; Insecta; Coleoptera; Nitidulidae. The record is from the annotation of a GenBank genome assembly.